AGAAACCAAAGCCAAAACCAAAGUCGUAGAAAGACUCGUAUGGUAUAAAAGAAAAGAGGCAGAGCCACCUCUUUUCUCUUCUCUCUUCUGUGUCUCUCUUAAUUCAGGAAAUGGAGUUGGAGCCAACAAAGAUUACUUUCACUUCCUCUGUAAAACCCUAAUUGUCGAUCCCCCCCUCCCCCUUCUCUAUUUUUCUCUUCUUUUUCUCUCAAUAGCCCCCACGUUCUCUCUCUACAACCUUCGAUCCCUCUCCGCUAAUCGAUCCACUUCAAUCACUUCUCAAAAGCAGAGGAAGAAGAAGACCCUUUAUUUAUUUCUUUGCCCUCUCUGAAACCCCGAAAUUUCCCAAUCCAAAGCUCUCGAUCUGUGGCGCUCGAUUUGGGGGGUUGAAUUUUUUUUUUUUUAGGGUUUUGGGCUUCUCGGGUCCGUCAAGGCUGGCGGGUAUUCGGGUCAAGUAAAUGGCGGAUCCGCCUGGUAUCCGCCUGCAUCGCACGUGUGGUUUCUUCGAACAAAGGCUUGCAGUUGUGUGUGUAUUUUCUCGAUUGGGUAGGAUAGGGUUACGUUCUUGCUGUGAAGAGACUGAAGAUUUUUGCUGCCUAGAGUGAGAAGCGAAAAAAAAGCAUGCUGAGCGUGCUACGCGUGCACCUCCCUUCGGAUAUUCCCAUUGUAGGCUGUGAGCUCACGCCAUACGUACUCUUGCGCCGGCCUGACAAGACUGUCACAACAGACGAUGUGCCCGAGUCGGCCCCUCUUGAUGGCCACUUCUUGAGGUACAAGUGGUAUCGUAUACAAAGUGAUAAAAAAGUUGCAGUCUGCAGUAUACAUCCAUCUGAGCAAGCCACAUUGCAGUGUCUAGGUUGUGUCAAGGCCAAAAUACCUGUUACCAAAAGUUACCAUUGUUCUCCCAAGUGCUUCUCAGAUGCAUGGCAGCAUCACCGUGUUUUGCAUGACCGUGCUGCUAGUGCUGUAAAUGAAAAUGGAAAUGAGGAAGAAGAGGUGUUUGGGCGCUUCAAUAGCUCUGGAUCUGGAGUACUCAACACUAGUCUAUCUGGAUCAGUGUCAAGCACGAGUUUGACAAAUGGUUCAGCACCUUUAUAUCCUGCGGCUGUUACCCAAAGGAGUGGUGGUGAAACAUGGUUUGAAGUGGGACGCUCUAAAACGUAUACGCCUACAGCUGAUGAUAUUGGGCAUGUUCUUAAGUUUGAAUGUGUUGUGGUCGAUGCUGAAUCAAAAGUACCUGUGGGACAUGUCAAUACAAUAUUAACUUCCCGUGUCAUUCCAGCACCCUCUCCAAGUCCACGCCGUCUGGUUCCUGUCAAUGGAGCUGAUGUGAUGGGGCAUUUGGAUUCAGAUGGCCGUAUUUCAUCUUCUGGAACAUUUACUGUGCUUUCGUACAACAUUUUGUCUGAUGUGUAUGCCACCAGUGAAUCAUACAGUUACUGCCCUUCGUGGGCACUUUCUUGGCCUUACCGCAAACAAAAUUUGUUGCGGGAAAUUGUUGGCUAUCGUGCAGAUAUUGUUUGUCUUCAGGAGGUUCAAAGCGAUCAUUUCGAGGAAUUUUUUGCCCCCGAGCUGGACAAACAUGGUUAUCAAGCACUAUACAAGAGAAAAACAAAUGAGGUUUUCACUGGGGGCGCACAAGCAAUUGAUGGUUGUGCAACAUUUUUCCGUAGAGACAGAUUUUCACAUGUCAAAAAAUACGAGGUUGAAUUCAAUAAGGCUGCUCAGUCUUUGACUGAUGCCAUGAUUCCAAGUAAUCAGAAGAAAAGUGCUUUAAAUCGAUUAGUUAAGGAUAAUGUUGCGCUCAUAGUGGUUCUGGAAGCAAAGUUUAGCAAUCAGGGAGCUGAUAAUCCUGGGAAACGGCAACUUCUUUGCGUGGCAAAUACACAUGUAAAUGUCCACCAAGAUCUAAAGGAUGUCAAACUCUGGCAGGUUCAUACUCUCUUAAAAGGAUUAGAGAAGAUAGCUGCCAGUGCAGAUAUACCGAUGCUGGUGUGUGGAGAUUUUAGUUCAAUUCCUGGAAGCGCUCCUCAUACACUUCUUGCUAUGGGAAAGGUAGAUCCAUCACAUCCAGAUUUACAAGUAGACCCUCUUAAUAUACUGCGCCCUCUCAGCAAGCUGAUACAUCAGCUUCCACUGGUAAGUGCGUAUUCAUCAUUCGCAAGAUUGGGAGUUGGUCUAGGUAUGGAGCAGCAGAGAAGGAGAAUGGACCCCACCACGAAUGAGCCAUUAUUUACAAAUUGCACUAGAGAUUUUAUUGGUACCCUGGAUUACAUAUUUUACACCGCGGACUCUUUAACGGUGGAGUCCUUGUUGGAGCUCUUGGACGAGGAAAGCUUAAGGAAAGACACAGCGCUUCCUUCCCCAGAGUGGUCAUCAGAUCACAUUGCACUUCUAGCUGAGUUUCGCUGCAAGCCUAGAAUUAGACGUUGACACAUUGUACUUCUAGCUGGGAGAGAGGUCCGGAGACAUCCAAGAAAAAGGCUGAGAUAGAAGCUGCUGGAUGAAAGUUUAGUUAAUGUAAGAAUGGUAGAUCGUGCCCCUAGUUCUUUCCAGGUAUCUCCUUGUGGGAUCCUUGCAAUGAUCUGCUUUGUAUUAUGCCACCUUUGUCUUAUAGAAAAGUUAUUAUGAUGCCCUGCUCAAUUGCCGAUCUCGUUUUUGCCAAUAGAAUUUCGUAGAUGCUCACCGGCUGAUCAUAUCAUCUUAGUCUUAAUCCUGUACUCUAAUCCCUGAAAGGCAAGUGGUUAGUGGCCUGCAAUUGUUUGCACCUUUUCUUUUUUAUACCUUGAGUUCUUGAAGCUCUUGUUCACAGCGCCCUUUCCCCUUUUACUUCCAUUUUAAUUUUUGGUAAGGGAACAAAGGAUAAGGAAUAAGAUUUUGAUUUUUUUUUUUUCGAA
Molecule: messenger RNA, 2897 nt
Organism: Prunus mume (Japanese apricot)
Lineage: Eukaryota; Viridiplantae; Streptophyta; Magnoliopsida; Rosales; Rosaceae
Product: DNAse I-like superfamily protein
Molecular function (GO): 3'-5'-RNA exonuclease activity
Source: RefSeq, a predicted model, not a curated record